Erigeron canadensis is the source of this 1596-nucleotide messenger RNA. RefSeq names its product coronatine-insensitive protein 1-like. The coding region runs from base 1 to 1596 and encodes 531 amino acids. Gene Ontology annotation, cellular component: SCF ubiquitin ligase complex. The transcript has 6 exons. The record is from RefSeq and is a predicted model, not a curated record. Lineage: Eukaryota; Viridiplantae; Streptophyta; Magnoliopsida; Asterales; Asteraceae. Gene Ontology annotation, biological process: SCF-dependent proteasomal ubiquitin-dependent protein catabolic process.
AUGGGAGGGACACUCGAGUAUGGAGCAACAUAUGGUGCCAACAAAGUCCCCUUAAUCGAUUCAUUUCUCCAAGAAACAUUGCUCGUGCCGGUUCCUCAUAUUCUUCCUGAUAAACCUGAUUUGCUUACUUGGCAUAUUUCUGAAGGAAGUAAUCAGAUCAUUAUUAAAGACGCAGAAUGGUUACACGAGCUGGCUUUGCAUAAUACCUGUAUCGAGUACUUGAUAUUUUUCUACCAGGUUAUUGAGUUUGAUGUGAAUGAUCUGACACUUCUUGCAAAGAAUUGCAGUCAAUCUUUGAAACAUGUGAAGAUAACCAGCAAAUUUAGUACUGUGGAUCUUAGAGAUUUCUUUAACUCGGCUGUUAUGUUUAAAGAUUUUCUUGGUUUUCGCCAUGGUGCCAAGACGGAGGACUACACUGGUUUCGAAUAUCCUCCAAAUAUGAAGUAUAUGUGGUUUGAACGUCACACUUUGAAAGAUGAACUUGGACUCAUUGUUCCUUUUGCGCAUCAACUAAUAAAGCUGGGGCUUUUAGAUGUGAAAAAAGAUGACCAAUGCUUUUUAUUAGAAAAGUGUCCUAAUUUGGAAUCUUUGUAUAUUAGUAGUGUUCAUGGGUACAACAUAUUGCAACUUCUUGCCCGGAUUUGCAAGAAUUUGAAAGUAAUAAAGAUUUAUGAUAGAAAACCUGGACUUAAGAAGUUACGGAAAGGGUGCCCAAAUUUACAAACACUAAGAAUAAAGGAUUCCAAGUUUAGCAAGGAAAAAGCUAUAAACUAUUUGUUCAAUAAUAUAACUUCGCUAAGUCAAUCUUUGAAAUGUGUGAACAUAACCUGCGAAUUUAGUACUGUGGAUUUUAAAGAUUUUUUUAACUCUGCUGUUAUGUUAGAAGCUUUCGGUGGUUGUAACAAUAGUGCCAUGACGGAGGACUACGCUGGUUUCAAAUAUCCACCAAAUAUGAAGUGUCCUAAUUUAGAAACUCUUUGUGCGGAUAAUAUUUAUGGGAACAAGGGAUUGCAACUUCUUGCCCAGUUUUGCAAGAAUUUGCGAAGAAUUGAGAUUUAUAAAAAGCAUGUGUCGGAGAAGGGUCUCAUUACACUGGCACAGGGAUGCCUUCAACUGGAAGAAAUUCGCAUCAAACUCAAAGAUAUCUCAGAAGAGGCACUGGUGUAUUUAGGAGCUCAUUUAAAGAACUUGCAAAGCUUCGAUAUGACUUCUCUCGGCAGGAAUAAAAGAACUGAUCAUAUUCCAGCGGAAGGGAUCCGAGCUCUGCUAAUUGGUUGCGCCGAACUUCAAGAGCUAAUUAUCAACCUUGAUCACAAACGUUUGAACCCAGUGGGUAUGCGAUAUAUCGGGAAAUAUGGUUGUGAGUUAAGACAUCUCUCUCUUAACUUUACAGGAAUACCCAGACUUAAGAAGUUAUCAAAAGGGUGCCCAAAAUUACGAGUGUUGAAGAUUAAGGAUUGCGAGUCUAUCAAGGAAGAAGAUUUAAGUUUGGUGUUGAAUAAUAUAACUUCGUUAAGGUACAUAUACGCUUGGAAUGAGAAAUACAGGCAGUAUUUAGCAACGACUCAUCCAGAUUUUGAACAAGUACUUCUCUAA